AUGCACACAUUUUCCACAUUACCUGUCGAACUAGUUUAUCGAAUUAUGGAUCAUCAAAAUGAGCAGACGCUAUUUUGUUCAAUGCAAAAUAUUUGUCGACGGCUCAAUCAGAUCCUGAGGACUUACCAGCGAUAUCAAACACUCACCAAACUUAACCUCAGUAGCCACCAAAUCGGUGCUGAAGGAGCACAACACAUCGCGGAUGCGUUGCGAACGAACGCAACGCUCACAAUACUUAACCUCGCUUGGAACAAAAUCGGUGCUGAAGGAGCACAACACAUUGCGGAUGCGUUGCGAACGAACACAACACUCACAACACUUAACCUCGUUGGAAACGGAAUCGGUGCUGAAGGCUCACGACAUAUGGCGGAUGCAUUGCAAACGAAUAUGACACUCACAACACUUAACCUCGAUGGGAACGGAAUGGGUAACGAAGGAGCACAACACAUUGCGGAUGCGUUGCAGACGAACGCAACUGUUAUCACACUUGAGCUCUACGACAACCAAAUCGGUGCUGAAGGAGCACGACACAUCACGGAUUCGUUGCGAACGAAUACGACACUCACCACACUUGACCUCAGUCACAACCAAAUCGGUACUGAAGGAGCACAACACAUCGCGGAUGCGUUGCGAACGAACACAACACUGACAACACUUAACCUCAGUUGGAACCAAAUCGGUGAUGAAGGAGCACAACACAUUGCGGAUGCGUUGCGAACGAACGCAACUGUUACCACACUUGAGCUCUACGACAACCAAAUCGGUGCUGAAGGAGCACAACACAUCGCGGAUGCGUUGCGAACGAACACAACACUGACAACACUUAACCUCGAUGAGAACGGAAUGGGUAACGAAGAAGCACAACACAUUGCGGAUGCGUUGCGAACGAAUACGACACUCACCACACUUAACCUCAGUGCGAACAAAAUCGGUGCUGAAGGAACACAACACAUCGCGGAUGCGUUGCGAACGAACGCAACGCUCACAAUACUUAACCUCGCUUGGAACAAAAUCGGUGCUGAAGGAGCACAACACAUUGCGAAUGCGUUGGGAACGAACACAACACUCACCGCACUUGACCUAAGGUGGAACGAAAUCGGUGCUGAAGGAGCACAACACAUUGCGGAUGCGUUGCGAACGAAUACGACACUCACCACACUUAGCCUGAAUAGGAACGAAAUCGGCGAUGAAGUAGCUCAACAUAUUGCAGAUGCUUUGGGAAGGAAUAUAAGCGACAAGAUGCUGUUGUUCUGA
Molecule: messenger RNA, 1254 nt
Organism: Adineta ricciae
Lineage: Eukaryota; Metazoa; Rotifera; Eurotatoria; Adinetida; Adinetidae
Source: the annotation of a GenBank genome assembly